CUUACUGAGUCCGUGAACUAUCCAGUACUUGUAGCUCGUGAUACAAACUGAUUCGUCAGCUGCCAUGGCCGUCUCCACUCCUCUCCAGCAGAGCCUCACGAAGAAGAUCCUCACCUUGUCGCUCUACACCAUUGCCCCCCUCGCCCUCCUCGUCUACCUCCUCUCCCCUUCUCCCAUAACCGGCCUCUCCUACGCUUCCACCUCAAAGACGCAGCAGGGGUUGAGUACUGCAGCAGGGGCGGCGGCAAGAAAGCAGCAGCGGGCCAAGGCGUCCCCAGCGCCGGCGCAGCGGUGCGACUACUCCGAGGGGGAAUGGGUGCCGAACGCGGCGGGGCCGCGGUACAACGGGACGAGCUGCGGUGCGACGAUCAAGGACGGGCAGAACUGUGCCGUGAACGGGCGGCCGGACACGGGGUACCUUCACUGGCGGUGGCGCCCGCGAGGGUGCGCGCUCCCGCCGUUCUCCCCCGCGGAGUUCCUUGAGCAGGUGCGGGGGCGGCACGUCGCGUUCGUCGGCGACUCGCUGGCGCGGAACCAGUGCGAGUCCCUGGUGUGCCUCCUCGGCUCGGAGUUCCCCGCCGAGCUGGUCCAAGACGGCGGCUCGGAGCGCAAGUUCCGGCGGUGGGCGUUCCGGUCGCACAACGCGACGGUGUCGGUGUUCUGGUCGCCGUUCCUGGUGAACGGCACGGAGAAGUCGGCCUCGCCGGGCGCGGGCGGGAUGGACGCCCACAACAGGAUCUACUUCGACCAGCCCGACGAGCGGUGGGCGGCGGAGGUCCCGGGCGUGGACGUGGUGGUGCUCUCGUUCGGGCAGUGGUUCAUGCUCCCGGCGGUGUACUACGACCGCGGCGCGGCGAUCGGGUGCCACCACUGCCCGUCAGAGACCAACCGCACGGAGACGGGCUUCUUCGGCGUGUUCCGCCUCGCCGCCAAGAACGCCCUCCGCGAGGUCAUCGCCCGCUCCAGCGCCGGUCGCCGGGAGAAGCUAGCCGUGCUGACGACGUUCUCGCCGGCGCACUUCGUCGGGGAGUGGGACAGCCCGGACGCGUGCGCGCGGACGCAGCCGUACGCGCCGGGGGAGAACGAGAUGUCGUACAUGCACAAGGAGAUGUGGCGGACGGGAGCGGAGGAGGCCGCGGCGGCUGCCGACGAUGCCAGGUUGCGCGGGUCGGGCGUGACGGUGGAGGCGCUCGAGGUGACGAGGCUGGCGGACAUGCGCGCGGACGGGCACCCGGGGCCGUACUUCCACGCGUUCCCGUUUGCCGGCGACGGCGGCAAGAAGAGGGAGCGGGUGCCGAACGACUGCGUGCACUGGUGCCUCCCCGGCCCCAUUGACACUUGGAAUGAGAUCCUGCUGCAGAUUGUCAAGCGAUGGAGGAAGAACGCCUCCUCCUCCAUAUGAUACUCAACCGUAGUCUUUUUUUUUUCCAGCUAAUAGCCACCAGUGAGUGAGACAAUGCUCCCACCGCUCCUAAAUAUUUGCCACAUUAUAAUAAAUCUAGACAUGUUUUAGCCUAUGUUUUAUCUAAUCCUGUGGUAAAUAUUUAAGGCUGGAGGAGUAUGUUUUGUGGGAUUUAUACUGAAACAGAGCAUAUCAUC
This is a messenger RNA of Lolium perenne, 1599 nucleotides long. RefSeq names its product xyloglucan O-acetyltransferase 1. Lineage: Eukaryota; Viridiplantae; Streptophyta; Magnoliopsida; Poales; Poaceae. Gene Ontology annotation, molecular function: O-acetyltransferase activity. The record is from RefSeq and is a predicted model, not a curated record. Gene Ontology annotation, cellular component: Golgi apparatus.